This is a messenger RNA of Coccomyxa subellipsoidea C-169, 558 nucleotides long. RefSeq lists its product as hypothetical. The record is from RefSeq and is a predicted model, not a curated record. Gene Ontology annotation, biological process: translation. Lineage: Eukaryota; Viridiplantae; Chlorophyta; Trebouxiophyceae; Coccomyxaceae. The transcript is spliced from 5 exons. Gene Ontology annotation, cellular component: ribosome. Gene Ontology annotation, molecular function: RNA binding; structural constituent of ribosome. The coding region runs from base 1 to 558 and encodes 185 amino acids.
AUGGCGCAUGCAAGAUUGCCAGCCCUCCUUCAGUGCAGAAGCCUGUUGCAAUCCCUGGGUGGUGUAGGUGGUCUCCAAGGCCCUGCACCUGAGGUGGCAGCAAAGCAGGACUGGCCCCAACAGGUCACUAGGGUUGGCAAGGUUGCUGGCCGCUUUGAGGUGCCCCGCAAGCCUGUCUUUGCCGUGGUGGAGCUUGGGCCCACUCAAUUCAAGGUCUCCCCUGGUGAUGUUGUGGUGUCAGAGAAGAUACGCGGCGUGGAUGUGAACGACAAAGUCAAGCUAUCCCGGGUUCUGAUGCUGGGUUCGCGCUAUGAGACCAUCAUUGGCCGCCCAAUUGUUCCCUCAGCCAGCAUCACUGCCGUUGUUGAGGAGCAAUUCCAGGAUGCCAAGGUCCUCAUCUUCAAGAAAAGGCGGAGGAAGAACUCUAGGCGGCUGAAAGGCCACCGGCAGGAUCUGACAACGCUGAGGAUAGUGGACAUUCAUGGCAUUGAUGAGCAUCCUCAGGACGACAGCACAUCAGGUCAGGUUGCAGCAGACAUGAAGGAGGAGGCUGCCUGA